AUGGUGUCCUUCUCUGAUGAUGUUUAUCACAUGACGGCCGAAGGUUCAACAAAGAUUUAUCGGAGUCGCAGGGCGCUUGUUCUCAAAUACGGCGUGCCCCUGUUGCUGGUUGACCUGGGAGAACUAAGGGAACAGAAGCAAAAUAAGGACAUCCCUCUCAGAGCAAAGCCCAUUAGAUUAAGAAAAGAAAAUCAAGCUGUAGUGGAAAGGAUUCUUACGACUUCUCACAAUCCCGAAAAUAUAACCUGUGAUAAUCAGCACAUUCAAGGCUAUUCAAACGAUUGGCCACUAAAAAAUGAACUGCGUAACACUGAUAAUAGAUGCAGUAUUCCAAUCUGCUUGGCUCAAUUCUUAUCUAAAAGCGAUUACAAGCCUGUAUCACUUGAACUGCCGAGCACAUGUAUGCUCAUGAGAACGGAAGAAAGUAACACUGACGAAGAGAAUUGCAAUACCCACAAGUUUCAGAUACGGUCGGAUCUGCCAAGUAGCCAGUUCUGCGCCUUUUGUCAAGUCAAGAUGACGUCAGAACCCUCUGAGUCAUGUUUCUGUAGCAUUUGUUGCCAGCUCAGUAAGCAAGAAGAUUGGUCUAUGUCUUGCUCUCAGCAAAAGAUUCCUGUUUACGGCAGAGAUUCACAGCGCUGCUAUCAAAAGCAACAAAGUAUACAUUACGAUCAGAGCGCACAGCAGCAUAUACUCAUAGGCCCCAGAUCAGACUGUGCAAACUCAGCGGGUUUAAAGCCGGAUGGAGGAUUUAGUAGUGACGAAAGCAGCGUGAAUCGAGCUAAGCUGGCUGUGACAGUAGGCGGAAAAGAAUUCAAGCGCGAAACCAAACUUACCCCACAAUUGUAUACGUCCAUGUCCCAAGCUCAAGACUUAUUCACUAGCAAACAACGUGUUUUUACAAAGCCCUUAGUACAUGCACCGAUGAUUCGUGGGCUGUAUCCGUUCAGUGAGCAUAGCUACCAUACCUCGACAGUGGAAGACGGUGUUUUAGUGUCCUGUCAUGACCCCGACCUGCCGUCCUCAGCCAGUUUUGCUGACGUAGUGUGUCAGGCCUGCGCCAAGGCAGGGACUGUCAUGCUACAAACGGAUCAGGCUAAAGGACUGGUCAACAGUUAUGACUUAGAGAUGGAUGAUUGGUCGAGCAUUGCCGAGUCUAUAAAAACCGGGGCGACACGCAGACCUACGGCGGCCAUAUGGCAAGGAGAUAGAACAAAUGUAAGCCAAGAAGCUUCACUACACUCUUCACUUGAGGCUGGUGUCUUUACCCUAUGGCCACAGAUGAUCAGGGAUUGUGAAUUUGGUCCUAUAUGCAAAAGUUUACCAGGAGCUGAACUAUAUUCAAGUAUGUUUAUUGAUUAUGAUUCACUAGAACCGAAUGUAUUUACAUUUUUACAAUUUUAUAACUAA
Messenger RNA from Protopolystoma xenopodis, 1410 nucleotides. Lineage: Eukaryota; Metazoa; Platyhelminthes; Monogenea; Polystomatidea; Polystomatidae. The record is from the annotation of a GenBank genome assembly.